AAUGGAGCUGGGAUGGAGGAGGUGUGCUUUUAUUCCAGAGUGUGUCAUUUGAGCGGAGUCUCCUGAAACUGCAGCUAACUGAACGGAGGCUGUGUUAGAUCCCCUGGGUUGUUAAGCUGGCACACCCCGGAGAGUAGGCGACAGAGCAGGCGAGAGAGGCAGUAGAGGAGGGCAGGAAGCCGCACGCCUAGCUGGGCUUAUCCCUUCAACUUUGGCUUUUGCUGUGGUGAUGAUUGUAACAGGAGGAGGAAGAGCUAGGAGAAACCCCUGAGGGAAAAAAACGAAAGGAGAGGUGAGAAACUCAACUGGAAAAAAAGUGCCAGCGGGAGUGAAAACAGCCGGCAGAUGCAAACGGGGAGGCCAAAGGAAGAGGAGGAAAAGCCUGAGCUCCCGCAACCUGCUGCUGGGAUUUAGACAAAGGAGGUUUUUAGAGAGGCGGGAUCAGAUUCUAAUAUCGGCUUGAGGAGAGAGCCCGCAGCUGGGCUGGGGAAGAUGAAACAGCCGGAAUUCUCAGUGACUGGAGCGUGUACCACAACCAGAGCUCCCAGGAAGAAGUAAGUCUGGGAAGGGAUUUGCAGAGCUUGAUGGGCGCUGACAUCUCGCUGCUCUGUAAGGCAUGCCUCCGUCCUUGCGUUACCUCUUCAUAGUCUCUGUAACGACUGUCAUAGUUUUUAUUGUUCUCUACGUGUUAAGUUUUGGGGGAGAUCAAAGCUACCAGAAGCUGAACAUCUCAGACUCUGUGAUGCUGACUCAGGUGUGCACCUCCUUUGUCAAUGGGAAAACCCCUUUCCUGUGGAGGAACAAACUGAUGAUCCACGAGAAGCCUUCUUGCACAGAAUAUGUGACCCAAAGCCACUAUAUCACAGCCCCUUUAUCUCAGGAAGAGGUCGAAUUUCCUUUGGCAUAUGUCAUGGUCAUCCAUCAUAAUUUUGACACCUUUGCAAGGCUCUUCAGGGCUAUCUUCAUGCCUCAAAAUGUCUACUGUGUUCAUGUGGACGAAAAGGCAACAGCUGAAUUCAAAGGUGCAGUGGAACAGUUAGUGAACUGUUUCCCCAAUGCCUUUAUGGCUUCUAAGACAGAGCCUGUGGUCUAUGGUGGAAUCUCCCGGCUCCAGGCUGACUUGAAUUGCAUCAAAGAUCUGUCCACCUCUGAGGUCCCCUGGAAAUAUGCCAUCAACACCUGUGGGCAGGACUUCCCCCUGAAAACCAACAAGGAAAUAGUUCAGUACCUGAAAGGGCUGAAGGGGAAGAAUCUCACUCCAGGGGUGCUGCCCCCAGCUCAUGCAAUCGGAAGGACCAAGUAUGUUCACCGGGAACACCUGAGCAAAGAGCUUUCCUAUGUCAUCAGAACCACCACACUGAAGCCUCCACCCCCCCACAACCUCACCAUUUACUUUGGCUCUGCCUAUGUUGCUCUAUCGAGAGAGUUUGCCAACUUUGUUCUGCACGACCCCCGGGCAGUUGACUUGCUCCAUUGGUCCAAAGACACUUUCAGUCCUGAUGAGCACUUCUGGGUGACGCUCAAUAGGAUUCCAGGAGUCCCCGGUGCCAUGCCAAAUGCAUCCUGGAUGGGCAACCUCAGAGCUGUGAAGUGGAUGGAUAUGGAAGCUCAGCAUGGAGGCUGCCAUGGUCACUAUGUACAUGGCAUUUGCAUCUAUGGAAAUGGAGACUUAAAAUGGCUAGUAAAUUCACAAAGCCUAUUUGCUAACAAAUUUGAGCUCAACACAUACCCUCUUACUGUGGAGUGCCUGGAACUUCGGCUUCGAGAGAGAACCCUCAAUCAGAGUGAAAUUGCCAUACAGCCCAGCUGGUAUUUUUGAUCUUUGAUGGGAAAUCAAAGGCGUGAAGAAGAGCCUUCCUCUCCAAGAGACUCUUGCCUUGGCUGUGCUGGAGGCUUCAGAAACGGGUUUCAGGAGAACAUCAGGACUUGGCUUCGUGGCUAUACUUAAAAUAUCCACUGGAUACUGUGAUCCAUUCAUUGACUGGAUGGCUGGGUGCAGCUGUCCUGGUGUUUUUAGCUGGUCUGGCCAUUUCAUUUGAAUGUCUUGCCUUCCUCUUCUGCCUCUUCUUUUUUCUUCUUUUUUAAAGACAAGCUCUUGCUAUAUAUCUCUGGCUACCCUGGUUCUUGCCAGGUAGGUAGCCCAGGAUGGCCUUGAACUCAGUUCUCCCACCUCACCAUAACCCCCACCCCCCCCCCCGUCAACUGCUGCUAUUACAAAUGUGUACAAACAACCACACCUGGCUCUGAUGUCUGGCAGUCACUUGAUGCUCAUCUGCCUCUUAGUCUGCUUACUGUGGUUGAUGAUAAAUUUAAAUGCGGCGGUUCUCUGUGCCAGAUACUCAUAUUAGUAUAUCCUGCCAGAAAGGAGCAUGGUGGGAAUACUGUCUAAGAAUAUCAAACCUUGGUUUAUUUGAGGAGGAAGCUUUCAUACCAUCUUGGUAGCAACUAUGCAUUCAUGCAAACAUAGGUAUAGAGACAGCUUUCCAGUAACUCACCACUUUCAUUUAAUCAAGUACUGAUUGGAGGUGGUGGCGCCACGCCUUUAAUCCCAGCACUUGAGAGGCAAAGGCAGGCGGG
Molecule: messenger RNA, 2577 nt
Organism: Onychomys torridus (southern grasshopper mouse)
Lineage: Eukaryota; Metazoa; Chordata; Mammalia; Rodentia; Cricetidae
Gene: Gcnt2
Product: glucosaminyl (N-acetyl) transferase 2 (I blood group)
Exons: 3
Coding region: 617-1819 (400 amino acids)
Biological process (GO): transforming growth factor beta receptor signaling pathway
Cellular component (GO): membrane
Molecular function (GO): acetylglucosaminyltransferase activity
Source: RefSeq, a predicted model, not a curated record